Cylicocyclus nassatus is the source of this 2688-nucleotide messenger RNA. NCBI's taxonomy places the organism in Eukaryota, Metazoa, Nematoda, Chromadorea, Rhabditida, Strongylidae. The record is from the annotation of a GenBank genome assembly.
AUGGGAGUUUUAAGCUCCCGGCACAAAACUGAGCCGAGAGGCGACGGAGUGCAGCUCGCAUUCGAUCCGGACGAGAAGUGGAGUAACUUAUACAGGGAACGAGAGAAGAAUCAUCUCUAUAAAUGGGUUGGAGUGAGGAAAGGUGGAGAUCUGAUAAAUAUCUACGAGCGAGAUGGAGAAGACGGGGUUCUGAAGUUCGCUGACGAAAAGAUGACAUCGAUGCUGUAUGAAGAUGGCAGAGAACCACAUCGCAUCAAAAUUCAGGAUUAUGUCAAGUGGAAGAAAGCAGUGAAUGUACAACUUGGUCUAAGCGAGAUGCAUGACAAUGAAUCUCUUGAAACCAAGUUCAAAGAGCAUGAUGCUCUAUGGAAGUUGAACAAGCGCGGUGUGGAGGGAGAAAAUAUCAUACACCUACUGCUAAAUAGGGAACAGCAAGUGUGCUACGAAAUUGCGCGAAUAUUGCUCAAACGAUACCCAGGAAUGGCAAAUGACAUCUAUAUGGGUGAUGAGAUGUUCGGACAGACAGCUCUGCAUCUAGCUAUAGUACAUGACGAUUAUGAGACGGUCCAGCUGCUACUGCAAAAUAAAGCGGAUGUGAAUGCUAGAGCAUGUGGGAACUUUUUUCUUCCCGAAGAAUACAAGACCACAAAUCGAGUUACCGAUUAUCAAGGAUACGCCUACUACGGAGAGUACCCUUUGGCAUUUGCUGCAUGCUUCGGCAACAAAGACAUCUACGACUUGCUCAUUCAGUAUGGAGCCAAUCCGAAUUUGCAGGAUUCUUUUGGCAAUACUAUACUCCAUAUGUGUGUCAUCAACUAUAGCAGUUCAAUGUACUCUUACGCUGUUCGACAUUGGGCCAAACCUGCCGACCCGCAUGUUAUAAACCAUGCUGGUCUCACUCCACUGACUCUUGCCACCAAACUUGGUCGAAAACACAUUUUCGAGGAAAUGCUUGAACUGAUGAAAGUGGAGUUCUGGCGGUUUUCUGACAUGACUUGCUCAGCUUAUCCAUUGAACACCUUAGAUACCAUACAACCGGAUGGAUCUACCAAUUAUGAUUCUGCCCUCAUGACAGUCAUAAACGGUAAUACUGCCGAACAUCUGGAUAUGAUUGGAAGUGAGGUGAUUCAGCGUUUGCUUGCGGAUAAGUGGAAAGCCUUCGCUAUGCGAAAACUGAUCGAACGUUUGGCGCUGCUCGUGCUGCAGUUGAUCACAUUAUCCAUCGUAGUCUAUGUGCGACCAACUGAGACAGAUCGUCUGUAUAUGACUGAUCCUCAAUGGGACGAUUGGAUCAGAACCGUCUGUGAAGUGCUCACUAUUAUGAACUGUGUAUUUUUUGUAUUCUUUCAACAACUUGGAGAGAUUCGAACUCAAGGUUUAGCCGGGUAUUUUAGGAAUCUGAAAACGGUUCCAGCUAAAGCAGUAUUUUUCGCAGCCAAUAUUUGUCUUUUGAUGUGUAUUCCUUUUCGAUUUUUGCAUUUGCAUGAAAUCGAAGAGGCUCUAUUCGUGUUUGCCUUACCGGGUUCUUGGAUAUUUUUGCUAUUUUUUGCAAGAAGUGCCAAACUGACAGGUCCAUUCGUACAGAUGAUCUAUAGUAUGAUAGCUGGUGACAUGAUGCGAUUCGCCAUUAUCUCAGCAAUUUUUCUGGUGUCUUUUUCGCAAGUGUUUUACUUCGUUGGCAAAGACAUGGAUGCAAAACAAAAUCUGGAUCACGGAAAUCCGCACUGGUGUCAAGUGGAUGGAUAUAAUAUAUACACUUAUGAUAACUUCCUGGAGACAUUCAUAACCCUUUUCCGAGCAAGUAUGGGCGGUUAUGAUUACGAAGAAUUCGCUUGUGCCAACUACGAGGUGCUGACCAAGACACUUUUUGUAUUGUAUAUGUUUGUCAUGCCAAUCAUGAUGAUCAACAUCCUUAUCGCCAUGAUGGGUAAUACCUAUACCACUGUCAUUGCUCAAGCUGAGAAAGCCUGGAGACAACAGUACGCUCAAAUCGUAAUGGUCCUGGAAAGAUCAGUGGGUAAAGAUAAAUUGGCGGCAAGUCAGCUAGAAUACAGUAUCAAACUGAAUGAUACGAAUGAUGCGGCUUUGGAAGUGCGAGGUUUGAUGGUUAUCAAGCAGACGAAAAAGACCAGAGCGAAGCAGCGGAAACAAGCUAUUCUUCAUUGGAAGACUAUUGGAAGAAAGGUCAUCCAUACGAUUGCAAAAGUUGGAAAUGAACAGGCUAUACAACUCUUACAUGGUCACGAUCGACUUGAUCCCAUUUUCGAAGAGAUGCCAACACACAAUCGAGCCCCAACACGCUUGUUAUCCCGAAGUCGGCCGAGAAGUACUUAUUCGCCUGCGCCGAACGAAGAGGUGAAGGUGGAAGAUCCAGUAGCUCAAAUGCACCUUUCUGCACCAAGUAUUACUAACCUUGAUUGGCAUCCUGUAGAGGCUAGCGCAGAUCCAGAUGAGGGCGUCCAUGAAGAGACCGUCAUAGUCGUCUCACACAGAUUUGCGAUGGCAUCAUUAACUCACACAGAUUCGCAGCGAAAUAUGCGGAUACGGGGAGUGGAGAUGGUCCCGUCCCAAGACAUUCCCAACAUGCCCAACAUGCCAAACAGUACUCCACCGCACAGGGCAGUCAGCCCUAAAGUCCGGCACGACAUGUUUCGCAAAAAAGACAGUUCUGGCAGCGGGGGCAGCUAA